AUGCCAGUUGAGAUUACUGUAGCGCCCGAUUUAUAUAACGAAACCGAGGCGUUAGCGGCGAGAGCCAAGGGCUUCAUUGUCUUUGACAUGCCAGAUAAACGAAAUCCCUCUGCUCUGUCUGCGGUGACCGUAGAACCUCGGAUUGAAGUCAAUCCUCCGGGAAUUUUGCCUCCAUUUGUGGGAAACUACACUCACCUGAUUGUAAGGAAUACUUCUUAGCCCGAGUUCAAGUUUUCACCUUGAUUUUGAAAGUGAUUCGCGCUAUUUUCAGUUCUCGAAAAAGUACAAUCUUGCGAUUUGCUCGAUCCCCAAGGUAAUGUCAACAAUACUGACGGGAGUCUUGUGCUAUUUGCAAAAUUCAACGGAGUUUGAAAAAGCUGGAAGGAAAAUUGAAACAGAGCAAUAUGCUUGGAGGCAAGUUUACCGUAUUUUCUGUUCUCUUCAAAUUAUCUGACCACUUUGUUAUAGAAUACUGUAACUUAUGAUCGCAAACCAAUCGGGUAAUCAUCCGAACGAAUAAAAGUUUCUUUUGCCUGAAAAAACUUGGAACCAGUCGCAUUUCAAGAUGGAGAUAAGGAUUUUGAAAUAACAAACGGAUAAAAAAAUGCCCUAAGGAAUUAAAAUCAGGCAUUAUUCUGCCCCGCGUAACCGAUAAUCAGAGACCCCACAGUCGGCAAGCAAUUUAUUACUUGAUCUCGAGUGACGGCUCUUAGAGUCAAAACCAUUGAGAAAAAUGGAGGAAGUGGUUAAGAGGCAAUUCAAGAUUUCGAGAGACCGGCUAUGACAUACUGUUUGAAAUUAUCGGAUUAUAAUCGCACCAAAUUACAGAUUCUGCGGUCUUGAGAUCGAACGAUAUCGGAUGUACGUCUUCGAAAGGCUCUAUAAUCAAGAAAAGAAGUUCAAAUUCAUGACCGUCGUUCGCGACCCCAUCGAUCGAUUUUUAGCUGCUUUUACAGAUAAAUGCUAUUAGUAAGUCUUCAACAAAUCCUAAAAAUCAUUUGUAUCCCAGUGAAGCGAAACGCGUGACCUACGAAAAGACGGUAUGUCAAGAAGUCGGUUGUGGCGAUGAUUUGGAAUGUUUUAUCAAACAGAUGCAUAAAAGAUUAUGGGGAGUUGUAAAAGGAACCCAUGCCAUGAAUGUCAUGGAUUGGCACGUCAUGCCGAUGACUUGGUAAGAACCGACUCUCCCUUUACUCCAUAUUCUAGGACAUGCGACAUGAGGAACUAUCUUAACAAGUUCAAAUAUUACAAAUAUGCGCCCAAAGGGACCCCUGGUUAUGAGAAAUUCCUUGCUGACUUCAAAGACACCCUCAGAGAAAGAGAUGUGCCUCAAGACAAGAUAGAUCAUAUCAUGGAAUCAAUGACCACCAAGAACUCCCCACAUACUACUACUGGCUCUUCGAUGAGAUCCAAAUUUAAAGCCAAAAUAAUGGCGAGACCCGACUUGCUGAAGAUUCUAGUCGACCUCUACUAUUUUGAUUACAAAAUAUUUAAUUACCCGUUCCCGAAAGGAUACGAUUUGUCCACCAAAGGAUCUCAAGUUUGA
Molecule: messenger RNA, 1546 nt
Organism: Bursaphelenchus xylophilus (pine wood nematode)
Lineage: Eukaryota; Metazoa; Nematoda; Chromadorea; Rhabditida; Aphelenchoididae
Source: the annotation of a GenBank genome assembly